ACACACAAGGGUGGAGCCCAAGGAUGGUCACAAAGGGUGGAUCAGUCAUCCUAUGAGAGAGUAAUCAAAAUGAGUUCAACACAGCCCAGAGCCUCUGCUGGCUGGUCUCUGGGUGUGUGGCCCCAAAUUUACUGUGUAGCUGAGGAUUAUCUUGAACUUUUUCCUGAGGGCAGAGCAGACCUUCUGGAGCCUGACACAUCAUGUGUGGGCAGGCAAGGGCUCUACUAAAGUGAUGGAACGCCUCAAACUUCCUGGACAUCAUCCUGCGCUUGGAUCGUGUCUUUCUAUCCACUCUUUACCCCGGGCAGUACCUCUCUACAGCCUUCCUCUCCCAUCAUGCUCUAGCCACUCAUGUCUCCAGAAGUCGGAGCUGCCGUUGAGCCAGCCGAAGAAAGGUAUGAGCUACUUGAGGGGCAGACCUUGACAGUGAGCUGCCCCUUCAACAUCAUGAAAUAUGCCAGGAGCCAGAAGGCUUGGCAGAGGCUGCCGGAUGGGAAGGAGCCCUUGACACUGGUGAUCACAGAGGGGUCGUCUGGAAAUCCCAGUGAAGUCCGCGAGGGGAAGUACACGCUGAAAGACGACCCUGCUGAGGCCAUGUUGCAUGUCCAAAUGACUGACCUUCGAGUGACAGACUCUGGAUUGUAUCGCUGUGUCAUUUACUACCCUUCUAAGGAACCUAUUCCACUCUUGCAUCCUGUCCGCCUGGUGGUGACCAAGGAUUCCUCAGGUCUGCCCACCCUAAGCAUCACUCCUACUACAAGCCCAACUAAAGCUCCCAUCCUUAUUACCACAAAACAGCUGCCGAGAGACAGGACUGUGACCCAAGCCUUCCCCAAGUCCACAGCUGGCGUCUCUCCUGACCCUGGAGUCACCUUCCCAAAUGUGACAACUGUUACCAGGGUCUCCAUAUCCAGCAUCGUUGUUCUCGUGGUCUGUGGACUCUUCAUUAAGACCCUGGUCUUCACUGUCUUGUUUGCUGUCACACGGAGGUCAUUUGGGUGACAGACCAUGAAACCACACGACAGUGACCUCUGACUUUCAGCCAUGUCUGUCUCACAGGACGAGCUGAGGGUGGGUACUAAGGAGGAACUGUGACAUGAAUUGAGCCUGUAAUCAUGGGUGACAUCUAAGGCUCAGGAUGUCCCCUGCUGGCCAUGCCCUCCCUCCUCAUUCCCUCCAUCAUCUUGGGCAUGUGCUCUGCACCCUCAGAAGAGGGGAAACAGUGCCCAGCACCCUCCGGCCAUUCUGCCUGAGUAGAUGAGUUGGCCUGAAAUAAAGACAGAGCCCAGUGCUUCUCUGUCACCUUC
Molecule: messenger RNA, 1307 nt
Organism: Peromyscus leucopus (white-footed mouse)
Lineage: Eukaryota; Metazoa; Chordata; Mammalia; Rodentia; Cricetidae
Product: triggering receptor expressed on myeloid cells 1-like
Exons: 5
Coding region: 352-1002 (216 amino acids)
Biological process (GO): cytokine production involved in immune response; chemokine production; neutrophil chemotaxis
Source: RefSeq, a predicted model, not a curated record